Pongo pygmaeus (Bornean orangutan) is the source of this 2247-nucleotide messenger RNA. RefSeq names its product zinc finger protein 524 (gene ZNF524). Lineage: Eukaryota; Metazoa; Chordata; Mammalia; Primates; Hominidae. Gene Ontology annotation, molecular function: DNA-binding transcription factor activity, RNA polymerase II-specific. The coding region runs from base 1075 to 2016 and encodes 313 amino acids. Gene Ontology annotation, cellular component: nucleus. Gene Ontology annotation, biological process: regulation of transcription by RNA polymerase II. The record is from RefSeq and is a predicted model, not a curated record. The transcript is spliced from 2 exons.
CGCCGCUCAUUGGCCGUCGCCCCCGCAGGGCCCGCCCCGCGCUUGGGCUUCGCAGCUCGGGGGCUGAUGGGCGCGUCAGUACCGGGGCGAGGGGACGGGGAGGGUCGGGGGACCAGUCUCCCCCUUUCCACCGUUCCAAAGACCAGACUCCUAGACUAGGCUACCCCGUGGGAGCGAACCGUAUGGAAACGUGGUUGCUUCUCUCUGCACCGCAGUCUAUGUGGCUGUUAAAGGGGGGGGGGGUGCAGGGGGGCACCUGCAACACCUGCUUCCAGCUGCACCUGUGCCUCCCCUUCCCUUCCGUUACACCCCAAUCCCAUGCUCCCAGUAUCUGAGUGGGCGCCGGGAAGAUGGUGGUGGCUUUGGUGAAGUUUACUGAGUGCUUACUAUGCACCAGGCAGUGUGCGAGGGGUGUUUUAAAGCCCACUGUCUCAUUCGAUUCUCCUGACAACCCUGGUUUAUCGACUUUUCAGAGGAGGAAACUGGCAAAGUCACUUGCUAGUUAUAGGCAGAGCUGAAUUCAAACCCAGGACUGAGCCCUCGUAAUGUCCCCUUUCCUCUUUGGGUUUAUUUGUUCUCCAUUCUCUGGGACAUUCGGGUCAGCAAGACCUGUUUCCAGUUUUGGCCCUGCCAUUUACUGGCAGAGGAACUUAGGCAACUGACUUGGCUUUCCUGUGCCUCAGUUUCCCCAUCUGCAAAAUGGGACAGAUAUGCCCUAUUCAGAGGGUUGAUGUGAGGCUUAGCUGCUCCUGAUAACAAUGGCUAAUAUGUCCUGAAAGCUUCUGUGUAUGAACACUUUGUGGGUAUUAUGCUUAUGGCAUGUCUGGGCAAGUACAUAGAACUAUGUGUCCCAUUUUGCAAAAGUCUUGAUUAAGGCUUAGAGAAGCGAACACCUUGCCCAAGGCCACGCAGAGAGUAAGGAUUUGAACGAAUGAUGUCUGACUCCAGGGCCCAGGCUGUUAACAUCGCAGAUACGUUUCCUCAUCCAGUAAUCAGGGUCAAAUAUCACCUGGGACCAGUCCCUUUUUUCCACUCCGGAACCCCUUCCCCACUUCUGCCAGUCAGCAGGGAGGGAUGAGAGCAUUCGUGAGGCCUUUAUGGCUCUGGAGUUUGAUGGGCUCUCCGUUUCAAGGAUCACAAUACUGGUCUGCACUCUUCAGUUGGACUCUAUCCUCUCUGAAAGCUGGCUCCAGUGCCCAGACCCAAGCCCCCCACUGCUCAAUGGACACCCCCAGCCCAGACCCGUUGCCUUCGCCUUUGCCCGGGGAGGAAGAGAAACCUCUGGCCUUACCUCCUCCUGUUCCCCGGGGCCGCCGAGGCCGUCGUCCUGGGGGAGCCACCUCCUCAAAUCGGACACUCAAGGCCUCCCUCCCUCGCAAGCGGGGCCGCCCCCCCAAGUCAGGGCAGGAGCCCCCACUGGUGCAGGUGCAGGGGGUGACAGCCCCAGUAGGCAGCAGUGGCGGGAGCGACCUCCUUCUGAUCGAUGAUCAGGGUGUGCCCUAUACGGUCUCUGAAGGUUCAGCGGCUGGGCCUGAGGGCUCCGGCCCCAGGAAGGCCCCACACUUCUGCCCGGUGUGCCUGCGGGCCUUCCCCUACCUCUCCGACCUGGAGCGCCACAGCAUCUCGCACUCAGAGCUGAAGCCGCACCAGUGCAAGGUUUGCGGCAAGACCUUCAAGCGCUCCAGCCACCUGCGGCGGCACUGCAACAUCCAUGCCGGCCUGCGGCCCUUCCGCUGCCCGCUGUGCCCCCGCCGCUUCCGCGAGGCGGGCGAGCUGGCGCACCACCACCGUGUGCACUCGGGGGAGCGCCCGUACCAGUGCCCCAUCUGCCGGCUGCGCUUUACAGAGGCCAACACGCUCCGGCGCCAUGCCAAGCGCAAGCACCCGGAGGCCAUGGGGGUACCCCUGUGUGCACCAGAUCCAGGGUCUGAACCGCCGUGGGACGAGGAGGGCAUCCCGGCCACAGCAGGGGCUGAGGAGGAGGAGGAGACAGAGGGGAAGGGGGAGCCGGCCUGACCCACACCCCCGGCCAUCACUCCCUGGGCCAGGUUUAGAGCAGAGAGUUUGGCUGGUGCUGGGCCUGGGCCAGGGGGCCAGGACACCCUUGUUUCUGGUGGUCUUUCCGUUGUGGGAGCAGGUGGAGGGUGGAGACCUAAACUUUUGGGUCCAGCUGCCUUCAGCCCCCCUCCCCCAGACUAACAGACCCUUGGAGGCAGGGGCUGUGGAAAUAAAUCUCUGCCUGCUGGC